ACCGGUAUCAUCUCUCAACAUGAAGCUCCUGAUAUUUGGGUCAGCAUUGCUGGCAGCUGUAUGGGCCUCCCCUCAGUACAGCCUGCCAGCGCCCUCCGGCCCUGCUUUCUCCAGCGGUUCAUCUAGCGGCUCACUGUUCGGCGGCGGCAGCUCAGCAGGCUUCGGCGGCGGAUCUGGGUUCUCCGGUAGCUCAGGCUUUAGCGGCGGAGGCGGUGCUGGUGCUGGAAUUUCAGUCGGUGGGGGAGGCCUUUCGGGCGGCGGCGCGGGAGGAUAUGGAGGCGGAGGAUGUCGGGAGGGGGAGGUCCUGAACGUGGACGGCACCUGCGCCUUCCCGGAAAUCACAAGGAAUGUCUACGUUUACACCGCUCCGGAACAGCCACAGUCAGUGCUUCCGCCUCCCGCCGUUCCCCCGCCUCGAGUGGAGCACAAUGUGAUCUUCAUCCGCACCCCCGAACAACAGGACGCCCCCGACCCCAUCAUCCUCCCCCCGCCGCGUCAGGAGAACAUCGUGUACGUCCUCAACAAGAACGAGCCAGGCAGCCAGAAGGUCAUCGAGGUGCCUGCUCCUCCCGCUUCCAACCCCGAGGUCUACUUCGUUAACUACGAGGAAGGCGAAAACCCGACGCUUCCAGGCGGCUUUGACCUUCAGACGGCUUUGACCGCCGCCACGCAGGGUGGAGGACAAGUCGUCGGUGGCGGUGGAGGCAGCGGCUUCGGGGGUGGCGUUGGUGGAGGCAGCGGCUUCGGAGGUGGUGUCGGAGGAGGCAGCGGCUUCGGGGGUGGCGUUGGUGGAGGCAGCGGCUUCGGAGGUGGUGUCGGAGGAGGCAGCGGCUUCGGGGGUGGCGUUGGUGGAGGCAGCGGCUUCGGGGGUGGCGUUGGUGGAGGCAGCGGCUUCGGAGGCGGCGUUGGUGGAGGCAGCGGCUUCGGAGGUGGUGUCGGAGGAGGCAGCGGCUUCGGAAGUGGCGUUGGUGGAGGCAGCGGCUACGGAGGUGGUGUCGGAGGAGGCAGCAGCUUCGGAGGUGGUGUUGGAGGAGGUAGCGGCUUCGGAGGUGGCGUUGGGGGAGGCAGUGGCUUUGGAGGCGGUGCCGGUGGUGGCAGUUUCGGAGGAGGAUUUGGAGGAGGUGUCGGUGGAGGAGGGUCCAUCGGAAGCGACUUCGCAAGUAACAUUAUAGCAGGAGGCUUCGACGUUGGGGCUUCGAGUGGCGGCUUCGACGACUCAGGGGAGUUCGAGGGCAUUCCUCAGUACGACUCCUCCCUGCCGCCGGGCGUGGCAAGGGGCGUCAGCAGCGGUUCGCAACCGGUUGUCGCUCCUCCUGCACCAGCUAUUGUAUCAGCGCCAGCCAGUGUUUACUCACUGCCUUAACCGUACAAGGGUAACCCUGGUUCCGCGCAGAUCCUCUGCAAUUCAGUCUUGCAUAACAGAGAAGAAAAUAAUCAUUUAAUUUUUAUUUUUUCAUGUUUGUCUUUUAUUUUUGUAUCUGCUGUGUCCACUUUUGGAUUAAUGUCUAGUCAGUCACAAAAUCUGUUAUGUUAAAAUUUAUAUUUCUGAAUAUAUGUGUAUAUACAUA
Molecule: messenger RNA, 1568 nt
Organism: Penaeus indicus
Lineage: Eukaryota; Metazoa; Arthropoda; Malacostraca; Decapoda; Penaeidae
Exons: 2
Coding region: 20-1363 (447 amino acids)
Source: RefSeq, a predicted model, not a curated record